AUGACCGACAAGUACUCACGGUUGGUGACAUUUGUGGUAAACAUUUGCCCAAAGCCAUUGCGUGAACUUUUUAUCAGUAAAGCAAAAAAAGAUAAAAACAUCCAGUACACAAAUUUAAAAGACUACCUUGUGUUCCGUGAACAGGACAUUCGUACUUUGGAAAGACGUAACAAAAUCACCACCGAUCAGCUGGAUCACAUUUUUCCGGCGUCUGGGAUCGUAGAUAUUCAAAAAUGGGACAUAACCUUAUCAUCAGCCCUAUUAAAAGGAUUAUUUAAGACUGAGCUAGAUUCUGAUGAAAGAUUUUGUCUCGAUACAAUUACAACAAUUCGCAACAAUUUACAGCAUAUUCCAAGCACCAAGUGUAUUGAAGAUGAAUUGUUUGACUCGUCAUGGAAUGAUCUCAAAAAUGCAGUCCUUUCAUUAUCCAAAUACGCCGGAGCUCCCGACCAACGAUCGAUAGAAGAAGAAAUUAGCAAGGCUUUAACUGAAAAUAUGCCAAAUCUCGGAGACGUUUUGCAAACAUGGUACAAAGGAUUUUCUGUUCGACUUAGUUUACAAAACAAAAAACUGGACAAGAAAUUAAAUGAGCAAGCCGCCGAGAUACAAAAUGUGAGGGCUGCGUCUGAAAAAUCUAAAGCUAUACUUUUAAAAGGAUCCAGAAAAAGACAGGGACGUUCAGGUGCCGCUGUAAAGACUUUUAACAUUUAUGACAAAAAAGUGGAAAACAUGAAAGAGAAGUUCAAAAGGGGUUUUGAUAAGCCUUUAAGUGGUUCUGAGUUUUAUCAAGACCGUAUUAAGCUUAUUACCAAACAGCUAAACGAAAACCAUCGUGUUAUCGUUACCGGGAAUAAUAACGACCUUAAUUACAAAUGUGCAUUUGCUGCAAUAAAAGGCACAAACCAAUGCAUUGAUCAAUGCUUAGAAACUAAUAACCCAUCAGACUGGGGUUCGAUCACAUCGGAGGAUGCUAAACUCGUUCUGUUGAAUGAGCCAUUUGGAAGGUUUAAAUUUGAUGAAAGAAAAUAUGAAGCAUUGCUUGACGAAAUCGACGGAAUGCUUACCGCAACACAAGGAGGGUAUGACGACACUAUCGAUAUCGUAAUAGUGGCAAACCAAAAACAUCUGAAAGAAGCGACAGAUCGCAGUGAUCAUGAGAUGUUAUGCACAUCAUCUGUUGUUGAAAUCGAUUACAGCAACAUAGACGAUAAGACUCUUGUUGUAGAUGAUACCAUACACAGGAAUUUACUUGAUAUGGCUAAGACUUUCAAAAAAUCAUACAUACCAAAGGAAGUUGAAAGUCAAGGUAAAGAAAAAGCGAAACGACUCUUCAUAGAUCAGAGUAUGGUAGUUAUUGUUGGACCAACUGGAAGUGGAAAAACAAGUCUUUCAUUUGAGUUUGCUAUCUUCAUAUGACCUCAGCAAUGGAGAAGAUAAUUUUGUCGUUAUCUCCGAUCCAAGCGAGGUGAAGUUUGUAAAUCUGUCACUGCAUCCUCUGAUAAUCAUCAGGUCAUUGUGUGGAGUGAAGUUUAAUCAUGCUGAAGCGCACAGGUGGUAUAGCCAGUUAGACAGAUUGUAUGCAGCUGUUAAGAUAAAUCAAAUAGCCGUUAUCAUAACGAUAGAAUCAAAGGUAUUCCAAAUGAUUCGAUCACGUAUGCCACCACAUCAUCUAUUGUCACAUAUUGUGACAUUGACCAGCAGUACUGUCAACGAAAGGGAAAAUGAAAGUAAAGAUACAAUUGAUUGUGAAGUACAGACUGACAACAUAAGUUUGUACGCAUUAUCGGAGGGAAACUCAACACAAGCUGGUGCAACUGUUAAUGAAAAUAAUCUAAGUAUGAAUGUAUUACCUGAAGGAAAUAACAGUCUCGAUGGCCAACAGGUUGGUGCCUUGA
Molecule: messenger RNA, 1895 nt
Organism: Ruditapes philippinarum (Manila clam)
Lineage: Eukaryota; Metazoa; Mollusca; Bivalvia; Venerida; Veneridae
Exons: 8
Coding region: 1-1416 (471 amino acids)
Source: RefSeq, a predicted model, not a curated record